AUGGAUUCGAGAAGAAGACGACGCUCGACUAGGCAGCGUUCACGUUCCAGACCUUUAGGAAAUUUCGAAGAACCAGUAAAUUUAAUGCAACUCUUGCGACGACGUUCUCGUUAUCGUCCUUAUAGUGUUAACAAUAGAAAUAUGCGUCAAGUGCAACAUCCUUUCUUUAUGGCCAAUAAUGAAAUACAAAGCGAAAAUAUAGCAAAUUUUGGAAGUUUUUACAGGCGCAAUAUAAAUCGGUUGAACGAGGAAAUAUUACCUUCUUUUAAUACAGCGCAUAGUCUAAAUAGACAAGAUAUGGGUACUAAUACUGAAGUACCUUGUUGUGCCGCACAUUCUUCCUCUACUUCUACUUCUACAGAACAAACACCACAAGCUGGAGGCGAUGUACCUGAACAGAUGGCUUUAAAUGAUACUAGAAGUUUAAUAUAUGAGGAUUUGGUAGAGUUACAAAAUAAUUCAAUGCCUUCCUUUGAUAGUACCGUUACGAAUAAUAUUCCAAGUGAAGCUACUUUAGAAGAUAAUAGAUCGAUAUCUUAUGCUGUUUUGGGCACAACAAAAUCAAAUCAUUCAAAAUCCCAAGAAGAAUCCAGCUCCGAUGCUACAGGUUCCUCAGUUUCUUAUACCGAAAAAGAUGAACUUGUAGGGGAAACACAUUUAUCAGAUGUAACCUCAAAAACUGAUCCCCAAAUCAAAACAGAUCUUGUGCCGACAGAAAAUAAUCGGGCCGAAAGCUCGGAAACAAAUAUUGCAAAUGAGCCUCUAGAUUCCUUUCAUUCUUAUAGCGGAAAUUUUAGAUCCUUGGAAGCUAAUAUCAAUAGAGAUUAUUCUUAUUAUUUUGAAGAUAUGGAAAGGCUAGAUGCUUAUAUGUUACCCGAUAUUUUUGAACCAGAAGAAAGUUUAUUAACGGAAAAUGAGGUGAGAACAAAUGAGACACAAAACGCUUCAACGUCGGAAGAGUUUACAGUAAAAGAUAAUACUUCGGAAUCUGACAAUACUUCCACAAAGCUUAUAAAACGAAAUGAAUCUAAUACAACAGUCAAUAUUGCAACGGAUGAGUCGUCUUCAGCGGAAGAUGUAAAAGUUAUAAAUCAUACUAUAGAAAUCCCUGCAUCAUCCUCCGAUUCUCUAGAAGUACCAACUACAAUCAGAAUUGCUCAUGUUGAGGUACAUUCAAACACCUCCACCGAGAAUAAUGCCAGUGAUUCUACUUUAAAUAUUGAGGAUAAUGAUUCCAAUACUGCUGCUGCUGAUGAUGAGGCUGGUGGAGAUGGUCUUUAUAAUGAUUCCAAUAAUCCAAGUGACUCCAAUUUGAAUAAUCAGCAAAGCGAAUCUAACACAGCGACCGUUGAUAUUAAAGCUGGAGGAGAUGGUUCACAUAACGACUCCCUAAUACAAAUUGAAUUUACUAUAACCGCCAAUUUACAAUCUGACGAUGAUGAUGACGAUACCAAUGCCGAUGAUGAGGGUGAGGGGAAUGCUGACAAUUAUCGGGAAUGGCAUGAUGAAGAUACUUAG
Lucilia sericata (common green bottle fly) is the source of this 1518-nucleotide messenger RNA. Its product is annotated as dentin sialophosphoprotein-like. The transcript has a single exon. The record is from RefSeq and is a predicted model, not a curated record. Bases 1 to 1518 code for a protein of 505 amino acids. Lineage: Eukaryota; Metazoa; Arthropoda; Insecta; Diptera; Calliphoridae.